AAUCUAAAUGCCACAAGUAGAAUUAUCGAAAUAAGCUUACAUAUAAAGAAAAAAAAGAAAAGAAAAAAGAGAGAGGAAGAAUCGUGGUGAUGGCUUCGACUCCGAAGCUUACUAGUACAAUUUCAUCUUCUCCAUCUCUUCAAAUCCUCUGCAAAAAGCUCCCAAUCGCAAUUCAUCUACCAUCAUCAUCAUCUUCUUACUCUAGCUUUCUCUCGCUUCCUAAAACCCUAACCUCUCUCUAUUCUCUACGUCCCCGUAUCGCCGUACUCUCAAACCACCGGUAUUACCACUCUCGCCGGUUUUCUGUUCGUGCCAGUACUGAUAAUGGAGCUGACUCCGAGCGCCACUACGAUUUUGAUCUCUUCACUAUCGGUGCCGGAAGCGGCGGCGUCCGCGCUUCUCGCAUCUCAACUAGCUUCGGUGCAUCCGCCGCCGUUUGCGAGCUUCCUUUUUCCACCAUCUCUUCUGAUACAGCUGGAGGCGUCGGAGGAACGUGUGUACUGAGAGGAUGUGUUCCAAAGAAGUUGCUUGUGUAUGCGUCCAAAUACAGUCACGAGUUUGAAGACAGUCAUGGAUUUGGUUGGAAGUAUGAGACUGAGCCUUCUCAUGAUUGGACUACUUUGAUUGCUAACAAGAAUGCUGAGUUGCAGCGGUUGACUGGUAUUUAUAAGAAUAUACUUAGCAAAGCUAAUGUCAAGUUGAUUGAAGGUCGUGGAAAGGUCAUAGACCCACACACUGUUGAUGUAGAUGGGAAAAUCUAUACUACGAGAAAUAUUCUGAUUGCAGUUGGUGGACGUCCGUUCAUUCCUGACAUUCCAGGAAAAGAGUUUGCUAUUGAUUCUGAUGCCGCUCUUGAUUUGCCUUCCAAGCCCAAGAAAAUUGCAAUCGUUGGUGGUGGCUACAUAGCCCUGGAGUUUGCGGGCAUCUUUAAUGGUCUUAAUAGUGAAGUUCAUGUAUUUAUAAGGCAAAAGAAGGUUCUGAGGGGAUUUGAUGAAGACGUCAGGGAUUUUGUUGGAGAGCAGAUGUCUUUAAGAGGCAUUGAGUUUCACACUGAAGAAUCCCCUGAAGCCAUCAUCAAAGCUGGAGAUGGCUCGUUGUCUCUGAAGACCAGCAAGGGAACUGUUGAGGGAUUUUCGCAUGUUAUGUUUGCAACUGGUCGCAAGCCCAACACAAAGAACUUAGGGUUGGAGAAUGUUGGCGUAAAAAUGGCGAAAAAUGGAGCAAUAGAGGUUGACGAAUAUUCACAGACCUCUGUUCCAUCCAUUUGGGCUGUUGGGGAUGUCACUGACCGAAUCAAUUUGACUCCAGUUGCUUUGAUGGAGGGAGGUGCAUUGGCUAAAACUUUGUUUCAAAAUGAGCCAACAAAGCCUGAUUAUAGAGCUGUUCCCUGCGCCGUUUUCUCCCAGCCACCUAUUGGAACAGUUGGUCUAACUGAAGAGCAGGCCAUAGAACAAUAUGGUGAUGUCGAUGUUUUCACAUCAAACUUUAGGCCAUUAAAGGCUACGCUUUCAGGACUUCCAGACCGGGUGUUCAUGAAACUCAUUGUCUGUGCAAACACCAAUAAAGUUCUCGGUGUUCACAUGUGUGGAGAGGAUUCACCAGAAAUCAUCCAGGGAUUUGGGGUUGCAGUUAAAGCUGGGUUAACUAAGGCCGACUUUGAUGCAACAGUGGGUGUUCACCCCACAGCGGCUGAGGAGUUUGUCACUAUGAGGACUCCAACCAGGAAAAUCCGCAAAGACUCCUCUGAGGGAAAGGCAAGUCCUGAAGCUAAAACAGCUGCUGGGGUGUAGAGAAGGUUGCAAAAAAGAUUGUAUUUACGGCAUUGGAGCUCCCUGACAAGGAGAACAUUGUGUCUGUGAAGAAGAAGAACUUUUGUUUUUUUCUGGCAGAGAAUAAUUUUUGAUAAUGUCG
Arabidopsis arenosa is the source of this 1911-nucleotide messenger RNA. The record is from the annotation of a GenBank genome assembly. NCBI's taxonomy places the organism in Eukaryota, Viridiplantae, Streptophyta, Magnoliopsida, Brassicales, Brassicaceae.